UUUGCUAGUUCAAAAAUUAUGUUCUGAGGAAUCUGUGUGCUACGAUAUUUUGAUUAACAAGAGCAAAUAAUAAGAAAAAGUUGAAUUAGUCCAAGUUUGACAACAUGGAAAAUGAAUUAUAAUCAGACACACCAGUUUCUUCUGGGAUUAAGGUUCCUUCCUACUAAUUUAGAAGUUUUUUUCUCAAAUACAAAGAAAUGGUUCAAACUACAGCUAAAGAUCGUAGUUCUUGAAUGAGAAAUAUUAAAGAUUCCGAACGUAGCCGAAGAUUUGAGCAGCUUGCAGAUGAAGAAAAUGGACAGCCCUCUCGUCAUUCGCCGUCGCCAAAAUAGAAAACAGAAUCCUACUUUGGAUGACUAUAUAAGCGGAAAAUACAAUAAUCAGAAGCAUCGGAAGUACUUUUCUGGGUUAAAUGAUUACAUCAAAACCGCAGCAAGAAAAGUGGGACGUUUCUUUUCUGCAUUUUUAUUUCGGGAAAAGACAGAAAACUCCACUGGAGAUCAAGUUGAAUCAAAUAAAACACACUGUCACAGUGAAGAAAUUUCGUCUUCAAGUCAGAGAAGGUAUUCAUCAAGACAUAGGCGUUCCAGUUCUUAUGCAUCUUCAGAAAUUGAAACAGGCUAUUUAAGAAUCAAAUUAUCGUUAGAAGGAAUAUAUAAAGCCACCAGAAAUUUCUCCCCAGCAAAUAAAAUCGGGGAGGGAGGGUUCGGAACUGUUUACAAGGCACAACUCGAGAAUGGACUCACUGUCGCCGUAAAACGUGCUAAAGUGGAUAAAUAUAACCCGAAUAUGUCAGAGGAGUUCAAAAAUGAAAUUCUUGCCUUAUCAAAGAUUGAGCAUAUAAAUUUAGUAAGGCUUCAUGGGUAUGUGGAGCAUGCAGCAGAGAGGAUUGUAGUUGUGGAAUAUGUGAGCAAUGGAACACUCCGGGAACAUUUGGACGGGAAACGAGGAAAUGGGCUUGACAUCACAGAACGUUUGGAUAUUGCCACUGAUAUAGCUCAUGCAAUUACCUAUCUACACGCAUACACAGAUCCUCCAAUCAUCCACCGGGACAUAAAAGCUUCAAACGUACUUAUCACAGAUAAACUACGUGCAAAAGUGGCGGACUUUGGGUUCGCGAGGUUAGGUGUUGAAGAUCCUAGGGUCACUCACAUUUCCACACAGGUAAAAGGAACUGCUGGUUAUUUGGAUCCUGAAUACGUCAGGACGUAUCAGCUUACUGAAAAGAGCGAUGUUUACUCCUUCGGCGUGUUACUUGUGGAGAUAAUCACGGGAAGAAAUCCCAUUGAAUCAAAGAGAAGGCCUGAUGAGAGAAUAACCACAAGAUGGGCAUUGAGGAGAUUAAAAGACGGUGAAGCCGUUGUAGCAAUGGAUCCAAAUUUGAGAAGAAAUGGAGGAUCAAUUCAGGCAGUUGAAAAGGUGCUGAAACUAGCUAGGCAAUGCCUUGCUCCUUCGAGACAAUCAAGACCCUCUAUGAGGAUAUGUGCAGAGAUAUUGUGGGGAAUUCGAAAAGAAUUGAGGGAAAUCAGUAGCCUUUCCAGUGCUGCUUCUUUCCACUCUGGAAAUCUCAUUGAAACGCACCAUACAAAGAGUCGCCAGAAUUUGUUUGGGAUUGAAGGCAGUGACAGCUUAAUGUUUGUUUCUCUAUGAGCAUGUGUAUGUAUCAUGAAUAAAUCGACAUUAUUUGUACUGGAUCGAAUCUUCGUAAUGAUAAAUAUAUCAUAAAUCACCAUCCUCCGACUUUAAGCA
Olea europaea var. sylvestris is the source of this 1749-nucleotide messenger RNA. Its product is annotated as calmodulin-binding receptor-like cytoplasmic kinase 2. The record is from RefSeq and is a predicted model, not a curated record. The transcript is spliced from 6 exons. The coding region runs from base 286 to 1650 and encodes 454 amino acids. Gene Ontology annotation, biological process: protein phosphorylation. Lineage: Eukaryota; Viridiplantae; Streptophyta; Magnoliopsida; Lamiales; Oleaceae. Gene Ontology annotation, molecular function: ATP binding; protein kinase activity.